This is a messenger RNA of Habropoda laboriosa, 1043 nucleotides long. RefSeq names its product LIM and senescent cell antigen-like-containing domain protein 1 (gene stck). Bases 19 to 1029 code for a protein of 336 amino acids. Gene Ontology annotation, biological process: cell-cell adhesion; cell-cell junction organization; positive regulation of substrate adhesion-dependent cell spreading. Lineage: Eukaryota; Metazoa; Arthropoda; Insecta; Hymenoptera; Apidae. Gene Ontology annotation, cellular component: focal adhesion; cytoplasm; cell-cell junction. The record is from RefSeq and is a predicted model, not a curated record. The transcript is spliced from 7 exons.
AAUUUUGUCUCCUUCAACAUGUCUUUGGAUAAUAUGUUUUGCUCUCGAUGUAGAGAAGGUUUUGUACCUCAUGAAAAGAUUGUUAAUUCAAAUGGAGAAUUAUGGCAUCCUCAAUGUUUUGUAUGUGCACAAUGUUUUCGUCCAUUCCCAGAUGGAAUAUUUUAUGAAUUUGAAGGAUAUAAAUAUUGUGAACAUGAUUUUCAUGUUUUAUUUGCACCAUGUUGUGAAAAAUGUGGAGAAUUUGUUAUUGGUCGUGUAAUAAAAGCAAUGAACGCCAAUUGGCACCCAGGAUGUUUCCGUUGUGAAGAGUGCAAUGGUGAAUUGGCUGAUGCAGGGUUUAUUAAAUGCCAGGGUAGAGCUUUAUGUCAUACAUGUAAUGCACGUGUUAAGGCAGGAGCACUUGGAAAAUAUAUUUGUCAUCAAUGCCAUGGAGUAAUUGAUGACAAGCCUUUACGUUUUCGUGGCGAGCUCUAUCAUCCAUACCAUUUUAAUUGUACUGCUUGUGGUAUAGAACUUAAUUCUGAUGCUAGAGAAGUUAAUUCUAGACCAGGAUAUGCUGCUAAUGAAAUGAAUGAAUUAUAUUGUUUGAGAUGUCAUGAUAAAAUGGGGAUCCCAAUUUGUGGUGCAUGUCGGCGUCCAAUAGAGGAACGCGUAGUAACUGCUUUAGGUAAACACUGGCAUGUUGAACAUUUUGUUUGCGCAAAAUGUGAAAAACCAUUUUUAGGUCACCGACAUUAUGAGAAAAAAGGUUUAGCUUAUUGUGAAACACACUAUCAUCAACUUUUUGGAAAUUUAUGUUUUGUAUGUAAUCAAGUAAUUGCUGGCGAUGUUUUCACGGCUUUAAACAAAGCAUGGUGUGUUCAUCACUUUGCGUGUGCAUUUUGUGAUCAAAAGAUGAAUCAAAAAACUAAGUUUUUUGAAUUUGAUUUGAAACCAGCCUGUAAAAAAUGCUAUGACAAAUUUCCACAGGAACUGAAAAAACGCAUGCGUCGUAUGUAUGAUUUAAAUCCUAAAAGAAUACCAGCUUAAAAAUAUAGACUAAG